CGCGCCGUUCCCGCCGGUCCUUCAUCUACCUGCCGAGAGCAGGUAGCUCGCGGCGGCGCGGUGCAUGCCGGAGCUGGUAGUCCCUGAGGAGAGGAAGGGUAGUCCGGCCGUGCGUGGGGCAGAACCGCUCGGGUGCGGGCCGAGGCGGGCGGUAUGGACAAGCUCAAGCGGGUGCUGAGCGGCCACGACGCGGAGGAGCCAAGCGGCCUGACUGAGGUUAUUGAGGCAACUUCGUUAGGCUGGGGCACCAGAGUGAAAGGCUUCAUUGCUUGUUUUGUGAUAGGAUGCCUGUGCUCGCUCUUGGGUAGUUGUCUGCUAUGGAUACCAAAGAAAGGACUGAUGCUCUUUGCAGUGUUUUAUACAUUGGGGAAUAUUGCGUCUAUUGGGAGCACUCUCUUUCUUAUGGGACCAAUGAAACAAUUGAAAAGGAUGUUUGAGCCUACACGUUUGAUUGCUACUACUGUUAUGCUAUUGUGUCUCAUACUAACACUGUGUUCUGCUUUCUGGUGGCAUAAAAGAGGACUAGCGCUCCUAUUCUGCAUCUUACAGUUUUUUGCCUUGGCAUGGUACAGCAUUUCCUUCAUACCGUUUGCAAGGGAUGCUGUGAAGAAAUGUGUUUCGGUCUGUCUGUCCUAACAGGAAUACUGGAUACUUCACAAAGUUCUAGGAAGUAUAGUAGAACUAUGUUAAGAUCACUGUGUAUGUAUUUUCCUACUUCUGUCUUAAACACGUGCCUUUCAGCUUGUCAUUAGAAGCUCCUUGUGUUAAAUCCAGAGUAUGCAAUUGCUUGGUUUUAUAAGCAAUGGUGUCUGUAGCACAAGGUGCUCAUGAUCAAAUGAAGUUCAGUCUGGCAGAAGAACUGGGCAGAAAUCCAGAAUUGUUAUGAUAAUCUUAUGUAAAAUCAUGUAUUUAUUUGGUUUUGCAAAAGUAACAAAUAUGUGAAGUCUGUAAAAUGGAGACCUCAGCUCUGAUGGGACUAUGCCAGCCUGGAGGAUUUCUUUUUCAAGAAAAAGAAAUUGGCUGCCAACUGAUUUCUUACUGACAACUUGGUUUUUUAAAAUUGCCUUACAUCACUUAAUUGUUGCACUGUUUGCCUUGGAUAAUGGAAUAUUGGUAUUCUUUCUUUUCCUGCCUCUCUUGCAAAAUUUUAGGUUUAUGAGACUUCUAAAAGAUUUAAUUCUAAAUGAAAAGACUGUUUUGGGGUAAAUAUGAAAUGUUUGCAUCUUUAGUGAAGUAUUUAAUUUUCAGUUUAGACUGAUGCUGUUUCUUCAGAAUACAUGAAAGGGACAUUCUUCAUCUGUGAAAACUUGUUCUUGUAGGAAAAGCACUUGCAAAAUAAGGUUAAUAGAAUUUUCCAACUGCCAGGAACCUGAGUUCUUUGCAUUGUCUACAGCUAAAGGCAAUACAUACAAGGUAGAAAACAAAUUUUUCACAUCAAGCAAGGUGCUUCUCUUCUCCCCCAGCUGUAGCAUAGGAGCAGUGCAAAGCUGAGGGCAUGGUAGGUAAGCAAAGAGAGAAUUCAUGUGUGUCCUUUCUUAAAGGACAAACUGUUGAUAAGGUGGAAGUGGGCUAUUGUUUAAGCAGUGAGGGCCGGGGAAAAGAUAUUUUCUUUUGAACUUGUAAAUAAGUUAACUCCAACAUUUCUUUUUUUUUUUUUUUUUGUGAGUGGGAUCAGUUUUGUUUCUCCUAAAGCUCUUGCAUACACUAGUAAACUUCUGCUUUGAUGAGAAAGUACAAUUUUCUAUUACCUGUCUUAACAAAGAAAGCGUGUAACAAUCUAGCUGCCAGCUCCAAACAAAUUCUGAACAGUCAGUAUCCAAAUUCCAAGGCCACUGUACAUUCUCUUAUCUUCUGAGCUAUGUAUAAUCAUUUACUUCCAAACCAUUGCAGUGGUGAGUUGUUUAAUAUCUAAGCACAGAUUCCCACUUCUUCUGUGUGAGAUACUCUCUAACUGCUUUCACCUUUCCUCUUACCAAACUGUCUUACUGGAGUCGCUGUCUAUGAAGAUGAUUAUCCAGCAGACUUUAGUAUGAACUGAAGCCUCUCGUCCUCCAUGUCCUAAGAAUUUAGUCAUUUAACAGUACUGUGUUUGCAUGGCACGUGUAUCCCUGACUUGUACCACAAAGAUUUUUGAUGUAGGAAAAAAACUAGAUCUACCUGGCAAUUAAGUAUAAACCCACAGUCAAGCCAAAUAAUUCUAUAGCUUCCAGAAAGUUACUAGAAACUGAGUUAAUUCAAAAUCUUGAACUUAAGUGUCCUUCUGAUAAUUUAUAAAGCAGUGCUAUCCUGCUGUUAGGAUCCUCUAAAAAAAUUAAAAAUCCCUUUUAAGGAUGGCAGGAAAGGGAAAUUUUAGCAGCUUUCUGUGGAUUCCAGCUGGCUAGAGUUACUGUUACAAGGGCAUUUGAAUGGAAAAUGCCGCCUUGAAAACAUGGCACUGAUGUUGGGAUGAAUCAGUUAUACAGGAUGAUGUUCAAGUGCUAUGACCUAGUGCUUUUUUUUUUUUUUUUUCUCCCUAGGAUUUGGAAGUUAGUAUUGAAAUAACUAGGUUGACUAUUACUUUUCUCAAAAGGAAGAAUUGGCUUAAUGCCUGAGAGAGACUGGGAAUUAAAGAAUACUGAUACUUUCCCUGACUGAUCCAAGACAAGUAUCUAAACUAAUGUAUGUCGUCUUUAGCAGGGAGUAGGUUCAAAACCAAAUUUAUAUCUGUCAAAGAACCCAUGUUAGUCUUUUAUUAGGACUUUGAUAAUGUUUACAGAAUUCCUUUGUAUAAGGGCAAUUGAAAUGCAACCCUAAUGCCUUUUACAUUCUGAUGUUUCCUUAGUUUUAACAUCUCUGGGUGAUCCUGGAAAACGCUACAUGUAUAACAUACAUAAUUUCUCCUUCCCCUCUCCAGGAAGAUUAUGUUAAUUUGGAUCAUCAUUCCAGGCUCAUCAGCAGUCAACAUAAUGGAAUUUGACUUCAAGGGUUCUUUUUUUCGAAUACUUCAGAUUAGGAGGAGUAAGCGCCUUUUGCUUAUUCCUUAACUAGCUUGUGCAGGAUUGUGGUACCCUGACUCUAGCAGUUCCUGUAGAAGAACACUAGAAUUGGGUAUGCUGAAUAUUAGUUUUUCAACUUGCAUAGCAGCUAACUGGAACCUUGUAGCUGACUGUUGUGAGCACAACCACUUAGAAGUAGAAAACUUAGGAAACUACCAAUAGAUAGUGGGUAAACGUAAACGGAUUUUUUUUCUUCUCUUCCCCCUCCUAUCCUUUUUAAAGCUGUAAUUCCAGCUGUACAGCUUCUUAUUCAAUAAGAGAGAACAAUAAAUCUUCAUUUGACUGCAUAGCACAUGAAGCUAAGCAAUUGUGCCCUUAAAGGAAGGGAACCCAAAGGCAUAAGGAUCACUGGAGUGCCACUAGUGUUUAUGUUGCCCUUUGGCGUUGGAUUCUGUUCCUGUGAAGGUCAGACAGUAGGAGAGGCUCACCGUAUUCUUGCCACUAUGUGAAACAUACUCAGGGUUUGUUGCUUCAUCUACAAGCAGCUUUGACUUAAGAUAACUCCUCUCUAUCAGAACAAAACUCUUCAGAUUCUUGCUCACUUAUAAGUAGUUGUGCUCAGGCUAUUGCCAAGUUUAGCAGCAAAAGAUUUUUCCACUUCGUUAAAAUACUUUAUUUUAUAUGAUUUUACAUAAUCAGGGAGUAAACUAGUGUAUGAAUGUUCCCUCUUGAUCAGUUUCGAUCUGAAUUAGAUUAUACCAUUAUACCAUUUUUUUUGUCAUUAAAACUACUUGGUGUUAAGUUUUGAUAUCAGCUUUGGUUAUCCGCUUGGCAGGAAGUGCGGUGGGUUACUUCUGAAGCCCUCUCUAGUUUUCUAAAUGUCCUUCCAGGCAGGAAUGUUUGUUGUGUGUGCUCUACAGCAGACAUAGUUGUGUUUUAAAUCACAAAACUCCUUCCUUCCCAAAGUCCUUGCUCAGUUGCCUACAGGACUUAACUCAAGGCUGACUUUCCUAAAGAAACUUGUAUGAUGUUGGAUGCCUGUUUCAGUAGGAUUUGGUGUUCUACCAGAAAGUGCUUUUUGCCCAGCCUCACUGUUGGUCAACUUGCCUAUCCACUUUUUUUUUUUAACUUUUUGCAGUACAGGUAACCUAACCUUAACCAAGUGGCCUUAGCAUACUGUUCUAGCAUGAAAUAUGUGUAUCUGGGACCAGAUGUCUUUCCAGAUAUAGUAGAAAUGGAAAUGGGGAGGUGGUAGUCAUCUAUUCCUAAAGUACUGAGAUUGUCAACAUUAAAAGGUGGGAUUUUUUUCAUUACUUCAAAGUUUUGCUCUGUUUUAUGUGAUAAAGUCCACUGUGAAUACCGGUACUAUCUGAGACGGUUUUACAGUGAUGAUGUGAACAAUUCAAUCUUGUAUAAUAUUUACAGUAAUAAGAUUGGUCGUGAGCUGUUACAAAAAAACAAGGAAGAAAUUUCUGCACCAAAUAGAAAUUCUUUUAAGAAAUCAUGUGAGGGGGUUUUUGUGUUUGGUUUUUGUUGUGGUUUUUUUAGAGUGUGUUAAGCUUUAUAUGUGGAUACUUAUUAGGCAAGCUGGGGGGAGAGCAAAGACUCCACUAUGGGCUAGCUUCCAGCUAGGUGCAGAAUGACAGACCUGAAUUGAUCAUAACCUGUGAGUAGAUUGCAGCUGGCGUGCAAUGCGUUUGGAGGCUCAUGGCUCUGUUGCUUAUGUGCAGUCUGAAACUCACGUUCUGGGAACUGCCUUGUGGAGCAGUGGGGGAAGCUCAUCCCCUUUUGCUUUCUGCUAAGAGAUUGAAAGAGCCUCUGUUGAGUUUCUGAGAAUGGUUCUUGCUUGGUUUUGGUACUUAACCAUGUUAAUGAAAGAGCGAGCACUGUUGCUACUGUAGACUCUCAAAACUGAGGAGGAAGAUGAUAUUUAAACACACAUUUGUCUUAAAUACUGAUGUUUACAACCAUAGCAAAUACUGACCAUGUAGGACAAAGCACAGAAAUGGUGUAUUUUCUUAAAACUGCCUCACUGUAAUGUGACAACACUACUUUUUUUUUAAACAGCUGUGGAAUUGUUUUGUAAAAUAAAAACCAAACUCUUAGAAAUUCUCCACAAUGUUUUAUGCUGUUACUGAUUCUGUUUGCUGUUCUGCUUUUUCUAUGUAUUUACGGUUGUAUUUCUACUUUGAUAAACAUCUUUUUUUCCUAACUUACAACUUUCUCUGUAAUGAAGUGAAAUCUUUACUUACAAGUGCUGGGGGUUUUUUCCUUCAAUAAAGUUGUCAUUGCAUUAAA
This is a messenger RNA of Grus americana (Whooping crane), 5273 nucleotides long. RefSeq names its product SFT2 domain containing 2 (gene SFT2D2). The record is from RefSeq and is a predicted model, not a curated record. Lineage: Eukaryota; Metazoa; Chordata; Aves; Gruiformes; Gruidae. Gene Ontology annotation, biological process: vesicle-mediated transport. The transcript has 8 exons. Gene Ontology annotation, cellular component: membrane. The coding region runs from base 154 to 636 and encodes 160 amino acids.